This is a messenger RNA of Dujonia railenensis, 480 nucleotides long. The record is from the annotation of a GenBank genome assembly. Lineage: Eukaryota; Fungi; Ascomycota; Pichiomycetes; Serinales; Debaryomycetaceae.
AUGUUUAGACAAACACUCCGUCAAGUAGCACGUCAAUCCACCGGCGCUGCUAGAAGAGCUUACGCCACAGAAGCUACCUCCGAUGCCUUAAAGUUAUCCUUGGCCUUACCACACGAAACUUUAUACUCUGAAUCUGAAGUUCAACAGGUCAACUUGCCAUCAGUUAACGGGGACUUGGGUAUUUUAGCCAACCAUAUUCCAAUCGUUGAACAAUUGAGACCAGGUUUAUUAGAAGUUAUCUCCAAGGGUGGAGAAACCGAACAAUACUUUGUCAGUGGAGGUAUUGCUACCGUCCAACCAGGGAACAAGUUGACCAUUUCUGCCAUUGAGGCUUUCAAGCCAGAUCAAUUCGAUGCUGCUGCCGUCAAGUCCUCAAUUGCGGACGCUCAAAAGCGUGCUUCAUCAUCUGACGAGGUUGUUGCUGCCGAAGCCACCAUUGAAUUGGAAGUUUUGGAAGCCUUGCAAACUUUCACCAAAUAA